GUGUCAUCUUGGGAACGUCGUGAAUAUAACGUGAAAUAAUGAAUUUUGUUGUUUUAGAAUAUGGGUGAAUAUGUGCAAUAAUUUAUUAUACUUAAUUGUGGAAAGUGUUGUGUUUUAAAUAUAUUUGUGUAAUUUGUGUGAAAAUGGCCUCGGAUAAGAUUAAAGUAGCUGUUCGGGUUCGUCCCUUUAACAGGCGAGAACUCGAAUUAGGGACACAAUGUGUGGUGGAAAUGGAAGGACAGCAGACUGUCCUACAGUAUCCGCAGUCGACUCACGACAAAGAAAGGAAACAACCAAAGACGUUCGCAUUCGAUCACUGUUUCUACUCACUGGAUCCCACGCUGCCCAACUUCGCCUCUCAGAAGACAGUUUUCGAAUGUCUAGGUCGAGAUAUACUGGACAACGCUUUCGAAGGAUACAAUGCCUGCAUCUUCGCGUAUGGACAGACAGGUUCUGGAAAAUCAUACACGAUGAUGGGCGCACCCGGACCCAACGAAGGCGGUAUCAUACCUCGUCUCUGUGACGCGUUGUUUGAAAGAAUCGCGCGCCAGCAGUCGCCCCCUGCCCUCACAUACAAGGUGGAGGUUUCAUAUAUGGAGAUUUACAAUGAACGUGUGCACGACCUCCUCGAUCCUGAGACGACGCGGCGUUCUCUGCGCGUGCGCGAACAUGUGGUUUUGGGACCCUACGUCGAUGGAUUAUCACAACUCGCCGUUACGUCAUUCCAGGAUAUUGACAACCUGAUGACAGAAGGUAACAAGUCGCGGACAGUCGCUGCUACUAAUAUGAAUAGCGAGUCAUCACGAUCACAUGCUGUCUUCAGCGUGGUGUUAACACAAACUCUCUGUGACGCCGCCACUGGGGUUACAGGGGAGAAAGUGGCAAGGCUCUCCUUAGUCGACUUGGCAGGAUCAGAGAGGGCAGUAAAGACUGGCGCGGUAGGGGAUCGGUUGAAAGAAGGGUCUAAUAUCAACAAGUCGCUAACGACAUUGGGUCUCGUCAUAUCAAAACUGGCAGAUCAGUCUUCAGGCAAGAAUAACAAGGACAAGUUCGUGCCCUACAGAGACUCGGUGCUCACGUGGCUCUUGAAAGACAACCUUGGAGGAAACAGUAAAACUGUUAUGGUAGCUACAGUAUCACCAGCGGCAGAUAACUACGAAGAGACAUUAUCCACGUUAAGAUACGCCGACCGAGCCAAACGUAUCGUCAACCACGCCGUCGUCAACGAAGAUCCCAAUGCGAGGAUCAUUCGAGAACUUCGCCAGGAAGUCGAAGCGCUCAAGGAGAUGCUCAAGCAUGCAACGGGUUCUCCUGUGGGCGAAGACGUUCAUGAGCAAUUGGCACAAAGCGAGCACCUGAUGAAGGAAAUGUCCCGUACCUGGGAAGAAAAAUUAGUUGAAACUGGUCGGAUACAAAGCGAAAGACAACAUGCUCUCGAAAAGAUGGGCAUCAGCGUACAAGCGAGCGGCAUUAAAGUCGAGAAGAAUAAGUUUUACCUCGUAAAUCUGAAUGCGGAUCCUUCGCUGAAUGAACUGCUAGUGUACUAUUUAAAGGAACGUACGCUCGUCGGCGCCGACAGCGCGGCAGCUAUCCAGCUGUCCGGCCUGGGCAUCCAGCCCCAGCACAGCCUGCUGGUGGUGGAGGGCGGCUGGCUGCACAUGGAGCCGCUGAACGGCGCGCGCUGCUUCGUCAACGGCACGCCCGUCGUGUCGCGCGUGCGCCUCGGACACGCCGACCGCAUCCUGUGGGGCAACCACCACUUCUUCCGCGUCAACUGCCCCAAGGACAUCACUGCGACGUCCGAGCCACAGACACCGGCGCAACCCAUCGACUAUAACUUCGCUCGUGACGAGAUCAUGCUCAACGAGCUCAGCAAUGACCCCAUACAGACCGCCAUCUCGCGGCUUGAAAAGCAGCACGAGGAGGACAAACAAGUGGCCCUGGAAAAACAGAGACAAGAAUAUGAACGACAAUUUCAACAGCUCAGAAACAUAUUGUCACCAUCGACUCCAUAUCCUCCGUAUUCCUAUGAUCCGUUAAAAUUAGGCAAGAUGACGGCGUGCACGCCGACGACGGCGGCGCGCGUGGAGCGCUGGGCGGCCGAGCGCGACGACACGUUCAAGCGCUCGCUGGGCCGCCUCAAGGCCGACAUCCUGCGCGCCAACGCGCUCGUGCAGGAGGCCAACUUCCUGGCCGAGGAGAUGCGCCGCAACACCAGGUUCAGCGUCACGCUGCAGAUACCGCCGCAGAACCUCAGCCCCAACAGAAAGCGUGGAGCAUUUGUUUCGGAGCCGGCAAUAAUGGUAAAGCGGCCUACAAGAGGCGCACAGGUUUGGUCCAUGGAGAAGCUGGAGAACAAACUCGUAGACAUGCGAGAAAUGUACGACGAAUGGAGGCGGCGUCAGCAGCGAGACGAUAUUAUUGAAGACGACGGAGUUCAAAUCGACCCCGACACACCAACGGAACAAGGCGAAAAAGCAAUAGAUCCGUUCUACGAGUCACAAGAAAACCACAACUUGAUCGGUGUAGCGAAUAUUUUCUUAGAAGCGCUGUUUCAUGACGUCACUUUAGACUACCACACGCCCAUUAUAAGUCAGCAAGGGGAAGUAGCAGGGAGGUUACAGGUCGAAAUAAGUCGAGUGUCCGGACAGUUUCCACAAGAUAGGAUAUGUGAAGCGGCUUCUGAUAGUUCUGGUGAUAUGCGAGAUGACGACGAGCCCAUAGAUCCCGCUACACAGCAAGUGACCGUCCGCGUGGUGAUCAAGCAGGCGAGCGGGCUGCCGCCGUCGCUGUCCAACUUCGUGUUCUGCCAGUACUCGCUGUGGGGCGGCGGCGAGCCCGUGGUGGUGGCGCCGCAGGUGAGCGCCGACACGCCGCCCGCGCCCGCCGCCGCGCCCGCCUCGCCGCGCCACCAGCUCGUCACCUUCCGCUUCGACCACCGCCGCGACUUCACCGUGCCGCUCACCGAGGAGUUCGUCGAGCACUGCGCCGAGGGUGCACUGUCCAUCGAGGUGUGGGGUCACCGUUCGGCGGGCUUCAGCCGUGCGUGCGGAAACUGGGUGGUCGAGCAGCAGCAGCUGGCCAAGGCGCGCUCGCUGGCCGACCGCUGGGCGGAGCUCACCCGCAAGAUCGAGCUCUGGGUCGAGAUUCACGAGCUCAACGACCAGGGCGAGUACGCGCCGGUCGAGGUGUCCCCGCGCGCCGACAUCGUGACGGGCGGCGUGUACCAGGUGCGGCAGGGCCAGCAGCGCCGCGUGGGCGUGCGCGUGCGCCCCGCCGCCAACUCCGGCACGCUGCCCAUCAUCUGCCAGCACAUCGUCAGCGUCGAGCUGGGCUCCGUCACCGUCAGAUCACGUCUACAAAAGCCUCUGGAUUCGUACCAAGAAGAAGAUUUGGCAGUUCUUCGGGAACGCUGGAGCGACGCGCUCGCCCGACGCCGCCAACAUUUGCACGCCCAGUUACAAAAGCUGGUGAACAUGUCUCCUUCAUUGAAGAGUGAGCGUGACAUGGAGCGGGAACAGAGUCUCGUCGAGCAAUGGGUGUCGCUCACUGAGGAGAGAAAUGCGGUGCUGGUGCCGAGCCCCGGCAGCCCCAUCCCCGGCGCGCCGGCCGCCUGGAGCCCGCCGCCCGGCAUGGAGCAGCACAUACCCGUGCUCUUCCUGGACCUCAACGCGGACGACCUGACGACGAAUUCAUCGGGCGAGGAGGUGACGGUGGCCGGCCUCAACUCCAUCCUGCCCAAGGAGCACGGCAACAAGUUCUACGAGCUACAGAUCCUGCACCACCACGACAAGGACGUGUCCGCCGUCGCUUCAUGGGACUCCUCCAUACACGACUCACAGUACCUGAACCGAAUCACUGAAGCGAACGAGCGCGUGUACCUGAUCCUGAAGACGACGGUGCGCCUGUCGCACCCCGCGCCCAUGGACCUCAUCCUGCGCAAGCGCCUCGCGCUCAACAUCUACAAGCGCCAGAGCCUCACCGACCGGAUACGGAAGAAAAUCGUCAGGAUCGACCAGCUAGCGUCAACGGGUGUGACGUACGAGGUGGUAUCCAACAUUCCGAAGGCCUCCGAGGAGUUAGAGGAACGCGAGAGUCUGGCGCAGAUCGCAGCCACGGGAGAGGAGGCCAGCGCUGCCGACGGCGAAACUUAUAUCGAAAAAUACACUCGCGGCGUGAGCGCCGUCGAGAGCAUACUCACGCUCGACCGCCUGCGCCAGAGCGUCGCCGUGAAGGAGCUGGAGCAGGCGCGCGGCCAGCCCAUCACCAUGCGGAAAACCGCUUCCGUGCCCAACUUCUCGCAGGGAACUUUCUCACGACGCGAUGCGUUACAAUCUUUAUGCAACGCAACGCAAUACGUUGUACGUUUCGUAUCAACAUUGCAAGGGCAGGCAGAAUUAUCGGAUUCGGAUCAAAUUGAGCAAGAUAGCGUUGCAUCGCGUAGCGUGAUCAUGCGCCUGGACUCGUCGUUCGAGUCGCUGUCGGGGCUGGGCGGCGGGCGCUCGGGCAGCGUGGCCGACCUCGCGGACGAGGCGCCGCGCCGGCCCGCGCACCGCCACUCCUACGCCGCGCCCGCGCACGCCGACGCCGACGUCGUCACGCCCACCAAGCCCUUCGGCCUCGCAUCUCCGGCAAGCGUGAAAUUAGGAUUGCGUAUGACGACUUUACACGAGGAACCUGGCCGUAGGAACGAUGAUGACUCGCAUUCUGAACCCGAGUCAGCCCCGACCGAUGAGCUCACAACGCCACGCUCAAAUCGCACCCGCUCAAGAGCAACAUCGCGCGGCUUCCUGCCCACUUCAAAGACCCUCGACUCGCUCCACGAGUUAGCAUGUGAACGAGUACCCAAUAAGAACUCACCUUCAAUAUCUUCGAGCGGAUAUGGUUCCCAAGCAGUAUCAUCUUCAAAUCUCACAAACGAUGACACGCUCUCAAUCAGGAGCAUGUCAGUAGAUGACACGCCGGACUUCGACAAGACGAUGGAUUACACGAACCUCAGCAGAACGAAAACUUCGAUGGCAGGACUUAGGAAUGAGAUCACUGAACUGAGGAACGAUAUCACUGAACUAAAGAACGAAAUUGUCGAAUCGAAAAAUGAACUCGAAGAGGCGACAUUCGAAAAAGCGAAAACUCCGGUCUUAACUCCGGGAUCUCGGAAUAGAAUCAACCCAUUUUUGAGGGACUGCGAGGAGAUUUCUAAAGAUAAAAAAGACGGUCAGCUAGUGGAUCCUCUGGGGGCUAUACCAGUCGAAAGCGCCGUGCUUUCUAGUCAGUUACAUAAGGGAGAACCCAUCCAAGUCAACGGAGAAACGGCACAUGAGACAUCAUUCGGUGAAGCGGAAGUGGAAUCACUGAGCUCAGAGCAGUCCAGUCAUGAGACACGAAGCCGGGAAGCGUCCUCUGUCGGAGAGAGCGAUUCGCCGGGACCGGACUCCGUCGUCAACACCUCGCUGCCCGCUGGAAAAGUGGUCCGCCGCCGCGCCGGCGCCGCGUCGCGCUCGGCCGCGCGCGCCUCGCACCCCGCGCCGCGCCCCCGCUCCGCGCACGAGCCCGCGCACGAGCCCGCGCUGCGCGACACGCCCGCCUCCUCCACGGAGCGCAUCGGCGACGAAUAUUUCGAGAGCAGCCGGCACCCCGUGCCCGAGUGGCUGUCGGUCGGCGAGAGCGUGCAGCUGCGCCUCAGCAGCAGCACGGGCGUCGUGGCCUACGUCGGGCCCACCACCUUCGCCGGCGGCGUCUGGGUCGGCGUCGAGCUCGACGCGCCCACCGGCAAGAACGACGGCUCGGUGGGCGGCACGCGGUACUUCUCGUGCCGCGCGCGGCACGGCAUCUUCGUGCGCGCCGACAAGCUCGUGCACGACCGGCGCGGCCGCAGCGCGCGCGCCUUCCGCGACGCCGAGCUGCGCCGCGCCUCCAGCAAGGGGGAAGGAUUACACAACUUGCACAGAUCGCGGAGUCGCGGGGACAGUAUAAACGCGGUCGGAACCAAGACCAGAGGCAAAUAAAGUCGACCCUCGCCCGAGCAGCUGUCGAAGCGAAUUUAUUAUUACGUCCACUUCACACCUCAAGUCCAAUUCUAUUUGAGUUGCAGUCCUGUAACGCAUAUGGUGCUUUAUAUUUUAUAGUAGUUUCCUUUCAUCCGUUUGAUUUGUAAGCGACGCAGUAUGUCUAUUUAUUUCACAUGUCUUGAUAAAAUGUGGGAAAAUCGGUUCUCCUCGCGUUUGUUGACACAGUCAAACAAUCAUCGACGGAAAACCAUUCGAUUCCCUUCGACGUAAAUGUAUGACGGCGUUUCAUUAACGUGUAUUAUUAUAAUUAAUUUGAUUAUGUUUUUAAUUCAUUGACCACUAAAUUUGUAAAUAGAUUGAACGAAUUCAAUCGUGUGAUUUAAUUUUAUUGUUACGUUUCAAUGUAAAUAUGUGAAUCUUUGUGUGUUAUGACGAUAAUUUAAUGUUUUAGAAUCAAUGAAUUAUUUGUGAUCGGCGAGAAUCGGUAAAUUGCUUGUAUAGAUUUUUUUUACUGUAUAGUGGUGUGGCGUUGACAUUAUGAAGGAUUAUUUAUGUAUUAGCUCAUUGUAUAUAUGUGUUUUUAAUUUUUUAAUAAUUAAAUACGAUAACUAUUCGCAACGAAAUUAUCCCAUUCGGCGUAUCACGAUAAAUAUAUCUUGACAAAUAUCAGGACCAGUCUUAACUUCCAUUAACAUCCGGUUAUAGGUUAUAUUUAGCGUCACUUAAAGCGAUGUUGUGAUGAACAUCGAUUUUAGCUAAUUGAGUUCCUAUAAGCAUUUUUAUAUUACUCCCUGGCGUGUGUAUCGAUGUAUAGGGAACGAUGGCCACUCAAGAUACGGCUUGUAUCUUUUUUACUUAUAUUUGUAUGCGUAAACAUUAGCCUCGAAGUUGCUCAGGAUCACGUGUCGUCGGCACGAUUGCCAGUUCGUUGUGAUAGUUUCUUGCCACUGGGACUAGAGACCGUAAAUGAUUUAUUUUUCUAUUGUCACUAAAUUAGAUUUUUGCCCUUAUCAUUUCGAAAUAGAUUUACGAAAUCGUCCAAUGCUACAUCUUCGUCCUUAAUAAGACUUGUACUUAGUACACAGAAAGCCAUGCGAAGGACAAAAUAUGGCCAAAAACACUGACAUUCUUUUCGGCGCAAGUGUCAAGCGAAAUCAAACCUAAACGUCUAUACGACAAGGCUUAUUUUUCGUAAAUAUUUGUAUGAUACUUUGCUCUUAACAUCUUGAUUGUCUAUUCCUAUGCUAUUUCGUAAACGAUCUCGAGUUGUCGCUCGCUUGCCACUUGGGCCACUGUCGUAUAUCGAUUAGGUUGUGUAGGUAAAUUUUGAGAUGUAAUAUAAAAAGUAAGUGUUUGUAGUACUUUUUGGCCUGAUGUAUAUUAAUUGAAUAUCAUAAUCAAAUGAAAUUUUGUCCUCAAAUUAUUAUCUCCAUCCACAUUCGAACAAUAAUCGGUUAACUGUAUAUUUUCUCUCCGUAAAGAACGUUAGCUCUGUAUCCGGAUAGACGUUAAACUAAUAUCAUAAUAUAUACUAGCGGUGUAGUUCGCGUGUAACCUAUCGUGUUAGGUAAUGUCCACAUUCGACCGUUUCGAUUCAAGUCGGACCGGCAUAGUCUGUAGCUCACCUAAUGUAUAUUCCAUCCUCUUAGUGAAGUAAUCGUUAAGUACACUUAAUGAGUACACAAAUAGAAGUUAAUGGCGCCUCGUUAUUUACUAGAGUUUGUAAGUAUUCACUUUCGCUACAUCAUAGCCCGUCACUUGCCUCCAUUCCUGUACACAGUGUUGUAUAAAUAAUAUCUAAUUGUAAGUGAUUAUUAAAUAUUCAAUUUGUCAAAAAAUAUAUUCAACCGUUCUAACUUUGCACUCGUAAAGAAACGCCGACUCGUAGUGUAAGCCUCGACUGACAUCAUUUCGUGUCUCCCGUUCACUAUCGAAUGCUUUUAGACUGUCGUACUUAAUACAUUCCAUUUUUGCAUUAUCGUUCUUCCGGACGCGUAGGUUUUAAGUUAGAUUUUAUAGACGAGACGCGUUUUCAAUAAAUUUUUGCAUUUUUGAAUGACGUUCUGGAAAAAGUACAUUUCGUAAUUUCGUACGUAACCCGGCCUCGACUGAAGGGCUCAAUGUGUAGUCGACGUUAAUAAAAGUCUAAUGGAAAAUUUUAAUAAGAAGUUUUCAUAUAUCUUAGAAUGUGUCUUUGAAACUCUCGAUGUGCUUAUUGUCCAGUAGUUUUUGUUAGAACACGGGCAAGAGGAGAGAGGGGGGGGAUCGGGCGCAGGACGGCGAGGCACCGGCGAGGUUGAGACGUAGGGCUCCUAGUAAUAGGCUAAUAGUGACCUUAAAAGCAAAGUCGUAGGUCCUAAUUUAAUUUUGUUUAGAAAUUAAGCUGACCAUGUGCUGUGCUUUUGUUUUAAAUAAUAGUUAUUAGGUAAAUGAAAUUAUUUGUUUUAUAUUAUUAUUAUUAUUAUUUUACAUUCGCGUAGUGUAUUUCGUAUUUAUUGCAGUCAAUUCGAUACGAGCUUUUAUGUAUAAUUUCGUAUUAUAUGGUUAAUUAUUAGAUUAGAUAUGAGUUUAUUUCUUUGCCAGUCUAACGAUUGUGUAAAAUAAACGUAGAUCACAAAUCAAAUGUAUUUCUUAUAAUUUUUUAAUGUGAUAAGCGAAUAGUUUUGGCGGCUACUUGGUAGCGUAGGUGGUUGCAUCUUCAUUAUUGUAAACAUUUAAUAAAUAAAGAGAUUUUAAUAUUUAAAUACAAAAAUAGUUCACUUCUAGUGGAAAUAUUUUUGCCAAGUAGCGGAUUUGAGUCAACCAUCGCUGUCAUUAUCAAUAAAUGUAUAA
Vanessa atalanta (red admiral) is the source of this 8840-nucleotide messenger RNA. RefSeq names its product kinesin-like protein KIF13B (gene Khc-73). Lineage: Eukaryota; Metazoa; Arthropoda; Insecta; Lepidoptera; Nymphalidae. Gene Ontology annotation, cellular component: kinesin complex; microtubule. Gene Ontology annotation, biological process: microtubule-based movement; cytoskeleton-dependent intracellular transport. The record is from RefSeq and is a predicted model, not a curated record. The transcript is spliced from 38 exons. Gene Ontology annotation, molecular function: microtubule binding; microtubule motor activity; ATP binding. Bases 144 to 6005 code for a protein of 1953 amino acids.